CGCAACCGCGGCGCUCCGCAGGGAGGGAGGGACGGACGGACAGACGGACAGAGGGAGGGAGCGCAGCGCCCCCGCCUCGCAAACAUCGCCCGUUCCCCGGCGUGCUGGCCACGCCGGCCACCUCCGGGCCGGAUGCUGCUGCGAGGCUGCUGGCUGCAGAUGUGCUGUGGUAACCUGUGCCCCGCCAGGAGGUGCUGCCUGCCUUAGCCACUCCUGCCAGCCCAGCCAUGGCCUCAACGCCCCAGUGAGGGACAAGAGGACGAGGAGAGAGCGUCCCCAACCCUGCCACAUCCCCUGGGACAGCCAUGGAGGCCCCUCUGGAUGUGCCUGUGGGGAACCUCAUAGACUUUGACACCGAAGCUCCCUCGUGUGACCCCUCAGCUCCCGCCGCUCCCGCCGCCCCCAGCGACAACAACCACCCAGGGGACACGGGGGACGGCGUGGCCGCGGAGGAGAGCGAUGCCACCGAGUCAGCAGACAGCGAGAAUGACAUGGGGGACUCUCCCCAGCACUGGGGUGGCCCCAGGCGCUCCUCCUCCAACGAGUCCUUCUCCUCCAGCCAGAGCACGGAGUCGGCGCGGGACGAGGCCACGGCCGAGCGCCGGGAAUUCAUGCGGAGUUACGUGGAGAAAAUCUUCACAGGGGGAGAGGAUUUGGACCAAGAGGAGAAGGCCAGGUUUGGGGAGCUCUGCAGCAGCGAGGACGGGAAGGGCAGGGAGUGGUUUGCGAGAUACGUGAGCGCCCAGCGCUGCAACUCCAAGUGUGUGUCAGAGCAGACCUUCUACCGCCUGAUGCAGUCCUUCGCCCUCGUGCUCUUUGAGUGUCACCAGAUGGAUGAUUUCAGCCCUGCCAAGAACCUCAUGACCAUGUGUUUCACCUAUUACUACAUAGGGAAACCUCACUCCCUGCCCCUGGAGGCCAAGGAGAAGCCCACGGGCAGCAUCGACUCCUACCUGAAGUCAGCGAACACCUGGCUGGCUGAGAAGAAGGACAUUGCAGAGAGGCUGCUGAAAAACACCUCAGCCAAGACAGAGAACGUCAAGGGCUUCUUUGGGGGCCUGGAGACCAAGCUGAAGGGUCCUGCCACCAAAAAGAGCGACGAAGGUGAGGACAAACCAAAGGAGAAGCUGAAGAAGACAGUGUCCCUGCAGAGCCCAGAGGAGGAGAAGAAAGGGGAGAAGAUUUACCUGUACAUGCACCUCAAGCAGCAGCCGAUCUGGCACAACCUCCGCUUCUGGAACGCCGCCUUCUUCGACGCCGUGCACUGCGAGCGCAGGAAGAGAUCCCCCACCACCAGAGGGAACACUGGGGAGGAAGAGGAGAAGAGGGAGAAGUGGUGCCACAUGACGCAGGAGGAGCGCGACGACAGCCUGCGCUUCAACGAGAACAUCACCUUCGGGCAGCUGGGCACCUUCAUCCACAACAUGCUGGCCUUUGGCCUCAGCAAGAAGCUCUGCAGUGACUUCCUGAAGAAGCAGGCGACCAUCGGCAACUUGGAUGAAGAGCAAUACAAGCUGCUCAGUGACCACAUCGAGCAGAUGGCCGUGGAGUAGCCGCCAGGCCGGCACGUGGUGGUGGAGAGCCAGGGCCGGACAGGUGGGGAGGGGAGAGGAUCCCACCUCCGGGGCUACCUGAGACUGAAGCUGGGCUACCUACAAACCAAACUACACACACGAGCUGCAAUAAAACCUGCAUGAUCGUCCACCAAACUCUAGAGCUGCCCCAGGGCAGCCUGUAGACAUAGGAGCCAAACAGCCCCUGCCCUCGCCAGACCCUCCCGCCUCUAUUUUCAGAGUAGACAGUCCCAAAAGUGAAUUUUGUUGGUUGAAAUCAAAACAAAACACAAGGGAAAAGCAGGAAGAGCGUGGCUGUGCAGCCCCCAAGUGCUGCAGCCCCCCAUGAAAGGCUGGUGAGGUGUCUGGGGGUAAAUCCAGAGGUACCCAAGGCUCCCUUUCCCUGCUGCUGUCCCCUCGCUGAUGCUGGAGCUGCACCAGGGAUGCAGGAGGUGAUGGCAGCACCACAGCCAGGAGCUGGGGCUGCACCCAGCCACCACUCAGGUCGUGUGGUGUCACCAGGGAUGCCACCACUGGCUGGGGACACGGGCAAGGGGCAAGGUGGGGCUGGCAAAGCGCUGCUGCCACCCUCGGCGUGCAGCUCCUUGGGAGCUGGAGGGAAAUCCCUCCCUUGGGGAGCCUUCACUGUGCUGCCUCUGUGGGUUUGUACCUCUGGGCAAAGAGACAACAGCUUGCUCCAUAGCAUGAGCCUGGAUCAGUAGGAAAAAAGCCAUGGCCGAGGGCAGGAUUGCAGGCAGAGGAGGCAGAGGAGCUCUGCCUGCCGUGGGAGGAGAUGACAGAACGCCUCAUCCCUCUCCCUGCUGCCCCCUCAGUGUCGGGAUGCUGCUGCUUUGUGACAUUUCCCAAAGCCUCCUGGCGUCCUGUGGCAGUGGAUUAAUUGUUCUCCUUCCCCAGGCUGCUCCUCUCUGCCCUCUCCUUCGCCAGCUCUUCGCUCCAGCUACUCAUCCAUCAAACCUGAAACUGCC
Catharus ustulatus (Swainson's thrush) is the source of this 2539-nucleotide messenger RNA. Its product is annotated as KIAA0513 ortholog. The coding region runs from base 306 to 1553 and encodes 415 amino acids. NCBI's taxonomy places the organism in Eukaryota, Metazoa, Chordata, Aves, Passeriformes, Turdidae. The transcript is spliced from 13 exons. The record is from RefSeq and is a predicted model, not a curated record.